AAGCUUAGAGUCUCACCUCUUCUCCACUCUCCUUCAUCUUCUGUCAUAGCCGCUUGCUGCUCUUGAAUCUGUCUCUUGGGUUGAUCAAAUUAUCCAUCUGGCGCCUUCCUGCCAGUCAUGCCCUCCAGAAAAUAAGCUCUUGAACCGUUUAUAACGCUGCUGCUGCUGCUGCUGCCACCACCACCCAGCAUGCCUGGCCUACACCUUUCAGUCUACUUUCGGGCACUGCUGAUCAGCUUGGCUCUUCAAGGUCCAUUGCCAUCGCUGGGAGACAAUAUUGACACCUCUCCAGUAGCCCUGUUCUCCUCCAAUGUCAGCAAGCAGUUUGGAUAUCAGGUCCUGCAGUUUGGAGAAGGCCCUGACACUAGGAUCAUUGUGGGAGCCCCCGGUGAGCAGAACUCCACAGGCAAAGUAUACCAGUGUAACAUGCAGAGCGACACAUGUGAAAAUGUCCCGCUUGAUGGGGGCUCCGGGGUGUCCCACCUUGGCAUGACCCUGGCAAGCGACGUGCAAGGGUCGAAGAUGAUUGCAUGUGGGCCAGGACUCGCAGAGUACUGUGACAAAAAUCUUUACCUGAGCGGGAUCUGCUAUCUGUUUGAUGCCAAACUGCGCAACCCAGAGAGCAUAAAGACCGGAUACCAAAAGUGCUUGAAAGGGAAUGUGGAUCUGGUGUUUCUCUUCGAUGGGUCAGAAAGCAUGAAAAAUAAGGAUUUCAGCAACAUUACGGAAUUUAUGAUUGGUGUGAUGGACGGACUACGCAACAGCACCGUACAUUUUGCUGCUGUGCAGUUUUCGAGCUCACCCAAAAUUGAGUUUGAUUUCAAUGACUAUACAAGAAACCCCAACCCUCGAGCACUCUUGAAAGGAGUGACACAUAUGAAAGGCAUUACGAACACCUUCAAGGCCAUCAGAUGUGUGGUGGAUCAAGUUUUCAUUCCUGAGCGUGGCAUGCGGAAAGGAUCAAACAAAGUGAUCAUCAUUAUCACCGAUGGAGUUGCCACAGAUAUUGACAAUGGGGUCAUAGCCUCUGCCAAGAAAAAGGGCAUCUUACGCCUUGCCAUUGGGAUUGGGCAUUAUUUUAACACUGAAGAAGCUCAGGAUAAGCUCCGGAAAAUUGCCUCAGAACCCACAGACCAGUUUGUGAAGGUGCUGGCCACUUUUGAGGAGCUCAGAGGCAGUUUCAACGACCUCCAGUCUAAGAUCUAUGCAAUUGAAGGUACCAGUGAUACUGGCUCGUUCCACCUGGAGUUGUCAUCGAGUGGACUCAGUGCAGACAUAUCCCAGGGCCGGGUGAUCUUGGGUGCUGUGGGUGCUGACAACUGGGCAGGGGGGCUGCUAGAACAGCAGAAGGGUUUGGCCAGCGAAAAGUUCAUCACGACCCCCUCAGUCAGGAAGGAGAUGGAAGGAGCCUACUUGGGGUAUGCACUGAAAUUUCUACAGCAUCAACAGAGAGAGCUCUAUGCUGCUGGUGCCCCUCGAUAUCAACAUGUGGGAAGAGUCCUCAUAUUUGAGGUCAACCCCAGCACAACCAAUUGGACAUUAAAGCAGGACAUUCCAGGGCAGCAGAUCGGAUCAUAUUUUGGGGCAGCGCUCUGCUCUGUGGACGUAGAUGGCGAUAAGGAAACAGACCUCCUCCUUGUUGGAGCUCCUCAGUAUUUCACAGAGAUGAGAGGGGGGCAGGUUUACGUGUACACCUGGAAGCAGGGUACUCUUGUUCACCAGGGGGAGCUGACUGGGGAUCCAGGAUACCCCUUGGGCAGGUUUGGAGUGGCCAUCACAGACCUGUCAGAUAUCAGUGGGGAUGGACUGGUGGAUGUGGCCGUCGGAGCCCCCUCGGAAGACAACGAGAGAGGUGCUGUCUACAUCUACAACGGACACGAGAAGACCCUGCAGAUGCAGUACAGCCAGAGAAUUUCAGGAGCCAGCAUUUCUCCUGGCUUGGUCUUCUUUGGACAGUCUAUCCAUGGAAAGAGAGACCUCGAUGGAGAUGGCCUCACCGACAUUGCAGUGGGAGCUCUGGGGAAGGUUGUGGUGCUUCGCUCCAGACCCAUCAUUACCGUGGUGACAAAGGUGCACUCCUCGCCCAAGGAAAUCCCACGGGAAGAUGUGGAGUGUCUGGGUGAUGCCAGCACCUGGAAGAAUCUGGUGGUCGACCUCAGCAUCUGCUUCAGCACUAGCUUGGCCACCAAGCACUACCAAGGACCCCUCUCUCCCAAGCUCUCCUUCCGCCUUGAGAUCGACCGGAACAGGAUGAGGCACCGAGGAGUGUUUAAGAAUGACACAAAAGUCACAGAUGGGGUGAAGGAACUCUCUCUGGGAGAAGUGUGCAUACAGGAGAGCAUUAUAUUCAAGAGCUGCAUUGAGGAUUACAUAUCGCCUAUCAAGCUCUUUAUGAACUUCUCUCUCGGGCGUGACAACAACCCUGACAAUGGACACCCCAGACUUGUUCUGAGCCCCCUAAGUAACACAGCGAUGGUGGAGAUUCCUUUUGACAAGCACUGCGGGGAAGAUCAGGUGUGUCAUGCUGACCUGAAACUCUCCUUUCACAAUUCAGGGUCUCAGGAGCUGGUUGUGUUUCCUGGAAGAGACUUGGACAUGAGCUUGGAGCUGGAGAACCGCAAAGAGGAUGCCUACUUCGUGACCCUCCACGUGCCUCACAUACCGGGCCUCUCCUUUCGCAAAGCUUGGGUGUCCAACGCUCUGCUCAUCAUGGGCUGUGAUGGGCUACUGGAUAGCCAGCACCUCAAGGGUCUCUCUUGCAAUAUCAGCCAUCCUGUCUUCAAGAGCAAUACUAAGGCUUUAAUUCAGCUCAAGUUUAGCAUCCUCAGCAACAGCUCCUGGGGAGAUUACUUGGAGAUGAAGGCAAAUGUCACAAGCGACAACAACGUGAAUGAGACUCUUGACACCGGGGCCAGUCACACCAUCCCUGUCCGGUACCCCAUCAACAUCAUUGUCAAGGAGUCAGAAACAUCCAGCCACUAUGUGAACUUCACUUCCCAACGUCAAGAAAACAAGACCGUGACACACACGUAUGAACUAACAAACCGGCCCUUGGGUGCUUUCACACCUCCUGCACUUUCGGUGAUCGUGAAGGUGCCAACCGCCUUACCUGCCGGGCUGACCUGGGAGGUGGAUAACAUCCGAACAGUUCCCCCUGCAGUGUGCCAACCCAUGGAAACAGAGAAUAGCAUAAAGGUCCAAGUCAAGUUGACUGAGCAAUGUGCGGCCGGCACUUACCUCACCUACAAGUGUGAUCUUGGACAGAUCAAUUCCUCCGUAAUCCAUAUCACUGGGUUGAUGUAUACCCAAAGCAAAAUUGAGAAGACAACUCAGUUCAAGUUUUGCACAGCCCUGUGGUUUACGUUUGAUACGACAAGAUACACAAAUUUCUACCCGACUGAAUUUGCCCAAUUUCAGGUUGCUGAGGUGGAGAUGAUUCAUGUGAUGAACUACCUCCCUGUUAUAAUAGGCAGUGCUGUCGGAGGUUUGUUCUUGCUAAUUCUCAUCAUUUUAUCACUUUACAAGUGUGGAUUCUUCAAACGUAAUUAUAAAGAGAUGAUGGACCUUCAAGAAAAUAAUAACGCAGUAGAUUUAGAAGACAAUCCGGGGGGUGAUACAGAGAAAGAAGCCAAACCAGACAGCAAUGAAGGGAGCGACAGUGAAAAAGAAGCCAAAGAAAAAACAGAACUAUUGAAUGGAGAAGCCGAUACCAAAUGAAUAGAUCAGUCUCCUCCCCACAGACGGCAGUCAAGAUAACUGGUCUAAAUGUGCAGGGAAGGAAUGAGUGACUUUUCUGUUGCCAACAAGGACUUAUGCUCAACUUUUUAUAAUUUGCAUACAUGUUUCUUU
Messenger RNA from Lacerta agilis (Sand lizard), 3849 nucleotides. It is a transcript of the gene ITGAL, whose product is annotated as integrin subunit alpha L. The transcript is spliced from 30 exons. Gene Ontology annotation, biological process: cell-cell adhesion; cell-matrix adhesion; integrin-mediated signaling pathway. NCBI's taxonomy places the organism in Eukaryota, Metazoa, Chordata, Lepidosauria, Squamata, Lacertidae. The coding region runs from base 190 to 3717 and encodes 1175 amino acids. Gene Ontology annotation, cellular component: external side of plasma membrane; integrin complex. Gene Ontology annotation, molecular function: integrin binding. The record is from RefSeq and is a predicted model, not a curated record.